This is a messenger RNA of Haliotis rufescens (red abalone), 1303 nucleotides long. RefSeq names its product BTB/POZ domain-containing protein KCTD7-like. NCBI's taxonomy places the organism in Eukaryota, Metazoa, Mollusca, Gastropoda, Lepetellida, Haliotidae. The record is from RefSeq and is a predicted model, not a curated record. Gene Ontology annotation, biological process: protein homooligomerization. The transcript is spliced from 2 exons. Gene Ontology annotation, molecular function: protein binding. The coding region runs from base 434 to 1108 and encodes 224 amino acids.
AAACUCAAGUGAGCUGCACUACUUCCAAGAGUCCUUCAUGGAAUAGACUGAUUUCACCAAGUGACAGAACAAUGGAGGAAAGUGUUUCUGUUUUCGAGGAAAAACAUACCACAAAGCAUUCAAAAAGGCUUUUUAAGAUUAGAAACAACUAAUACAACGUAGCAUAUCAAUAACAGCUGUAGGCGUUGAGUGUGUAAUGCCAGGAUGUCAGUAUAGUGCAGCUGACAUACAUGUAUACAGUACAGUGCAGUGUGUGAGGUGAGGUGAGGUGAAAUGGAGUUUAACGUCGCGUUCAGGAUUAUUGCACUUAUGUAGCGACGUGCAUGCACGGGUGUGUCUAUUUGGCUGCUUGUAGACGUCAGUUCAACUGAUCAACACUCAAGUGAGCCACACUUCUUCCAAGUGUCCUUCAUUCAAUAGACUGUUUUCAUCCAUGGCCAGUGACAGAACAAUGGAGUUUCCUCAAAUCAUAGAUCUAAAUGUAGGAGGGCGGCACCUGAGCACCCGUAUUUCAACUCUCAAAAAGUACCCUGAUUCCAAGUUGGCCGAUAUGUUCAGUGGGGAAUAUGUUAUGCCAAAAGACAAAGACGGACGAUUCUUCAUCGAUGCGGAUGGGGACGUAUUCGCUCACAUUCUCAACUUCCUGAGGUACGAGAUGCUGCCCCCUCCCGACCAGGCAGUGGCUGUACACAAAUAUGCAAAAAUAUUUGGCAUUAAGCCUUUGCGUACUAAACAUUUACAAUGGGGACCAGUCUUUGCACAGGCUUUGAGAGACAACUGGAAACGUGGAAUAGCCGGAUAUGACGACUGCCUGAAUCAGUUGCGGGAAGGCCUGGUGGCAAGUCGGUAUCAAAGUGGUGUCUUGUACAUCCAGUUCUCGGAUUCUUCUCAACACAUGUUCACUCUGUGCAAGGUGGCUGGUAUUCCUGAGGGACAUCAGGUCAUCAACGUCAAAUACUCCUCCUCCACAAUGGAUGGGACCAAUCUUGUCCAUUUCCUCAAUGAGGAUCUGAAGCGUAUCGGUGUUCACUUUCAGCCGGGGGACUUCCGACCAGAACCAAAGUGUGGUUGUCGCGUGGCUUUGCGGUACAUGAUAAAACAUGAGUAACUGAUGUACCCCUAAUUUUCACAUUGUGUGGUUUGGUACGAUUAAUGUAUACUUCCCAGUCGAAUAACAUACCUCAUGCUUGUAGGCGGCGUAAUCGUCGACUAAGCACUGUGCCACACAGGUAUUUGAAAAGACGAAAAAUAAUAAAUAAUGAAUUGAUGUAACUUGUUUACACUAAUAAACAGCCGACUAUGA